Messenger RNA from Hyposmocoma kahamanoa, 1949 nucleotides. Its product is annotated as cytochrome P450 9e2-like. Gene Ontology annotation, molecular function: oxidoreductase activity, acting on paired donors, with incorporation or reduction of molecular oxygen; iron ion binding; heme binding. The record is from RefSeq and is a predicted model, not a curated record. The coding region runs from base 95 to 1693 and encodes 532 amino acids. Lineage: Eukaryota; Metazoa; Arthropoda; Insecta; Lepidoptera; Cosmopterigidae. The transcript is spliced from 11 exons.
UCAUUCAUUGUUUUGGUACACCUGUGGAACUAAACUAGUGUGUUUAAUGUUGUUGUUUUAAUCGCGAGUAUAAGUGUGAAUUUAAAUUAAUACGAUGCUGAUCUGGAUAUGUCUGGGUUUCCUCGUGGCAGUACUUCUGUACUUUCGACAUGUUUAUGGUUUCUUUAAAAGCCGAGGCAUAAAGACACCUCGAAUCGUCCCGCCGUUUGGCACUCUGACGAGUGUGUUUUUACAACAAGGUCAUAUUUUUGAAAACGUUACUAAGGCUUAUAACCAAUUUCCUGAUCAAAGGUUUUAUGGCGUGUUCCAAUGCCUGACGCCAAUUGUAUACGUAAGGGACAUCGAGCUGCUCAAGAAGAUUCUGAUCAAGGACUUCGAACACUUCCUCGAUCACAACAAUGUCAUCAAAGCCGAGCACGACCCGUUGUUUGCACGAAAUCUUGUGACUUUAAGAGGUAAGGAAUGGAAGGACAUGCGAUCGACCCUCAGUCCUGUUUUUACUAGCUCCAAAAUGAAGAUGAUGCUGCCAGAGAUGGUGGAAGUUGGAGAGCAGAUGAUCCUUUCAUUUAAGAAAAAAAUCAAGGAAGCUGAACAGGGAUAUUUGGAUGUCGAUAUGAGUGACUUAACGUCCAGGUACACGAAUGAUGUAAUAGCAUCUUGCGCCUUUGGCCUGAAAAUAGAUUCUUUUACGGACAAGGACAACCAGUUUUACGUGAUGGGGAAGAACACUAUAAACGUUAAUAUCCGUCAGAUACUCAUGGCUUUCGUAUUUAAUUUUUUUCCAAAGCUGGCUGAAAUAUUUCAUUUGACUAUAUUCCCGCCGGCGACAGAGAUCUUUUUCAGGACUCUGGUGACGGAAACGAUGCAAAACAGGGACCUCAAACAGAUCGUUCGACCUGACAUGAUACAUCUGCUAAUGGAAGCUAAGAAAGGAAAAUUAACUCAUGACGAAAAAUCAAGCCAGGACAAGGAUACCGGUUUCGCGACAGUAGAGGAAUCAUCCAUUGGCCAGAAGCGAAUCAAUAGGGCGUGGUCUGACGAUGACCUUUGUGCCCAAGCCAUCUUAUUCUUCAUAGCCGGCUUCGAAACCGUAUCCUCUACCUUGUCCAUUAUGCUGUAUGAGCUGGCUAUCAACCCUGACAUACAAGAGAGAUUGUACCAAGAAAUCAAAGAAAACGAGGCCAAAAACAAUGGAAAAUUUGACUAUAAUUCUAUUCAGAAUAUGGUUUAUAUGGACAUGGUUGUUUCAGAAACUUUGAGGUUAUGGCCGCCUAGCGUUUUUCUGGACAGAUACUGUAACAAAGACUACAACAUAGGCAAACCUAAUGAACAAGCCUCAGACGACUACGUUAUCCGAAAAGGCGAAGCUAUUCAGAUCCCCGUGGCCGGGUUCCACCGUGACCCUAAGUACUAUCCGAACCCGAACAAGUUCGACCCUGAGAGGUUCUCUGAAGAGAACAAACACAAAAUCCAGCCUUUCACCUAUAUGCCGUUUGGACUUGGACCUAGGAAUUGUAUCGGAUCAAGAUUCGCCCUCUGCGAAGUGAAAGUAAUGGUAUAUCAACUCUUAAACGCCAUCGAAAUUUCGCCAUCGGACAAGACUAUUAUACCUCCAAAGCUGAAUCCGUCCUCGAUCAACAUUCGUUUGAAGGGGGGUAAUUGGCUCCGAUUUAAAGCUAGGAAUCAGGUGUAAAUGAAUGUAUAGUCGAUCCUUUUUGAAGACUGAAGAUUAUGACAUUUGUAGGGUUGCCAGAUUUCACAAAAUUUUGUAUAAUUAUGUACUUGUUGUCGAUAAUUUCAUAAACAGAUUGUGUAAGAAGAAUUUUGCCAAACACGACUGAAUUGUGAAUGUUAAGACGUUCAAAUAAUUACUAAUUGCGUUAUUUUUUCCUUCUUGAUUCUUAUUUUGACAGUUGGCCUACUAAUAUCAAGUUCAAUUUUUAUUCAUG